CGGAAAAACUUAAGGUUCAAGAUCGACUGGGCGGGCUUGGUGUAAAAUGUGCCUGAGAACUGGAAGAGAUGGCUGUUAGUAAGAGUUCGGCACAACGCAAUAUAAUUGCCAGGUUAUCCAAUAUCAUUAUAAACACAGAACAAAAGACCCCUCGAAAAAGUGCUUGCAUUACUCCUGUAUUUGGAGGUACUUGCGAAGAAUCUUUAGUCGGUGAACACACAAUUAGGCAGAAUGCUGGGGAAUAUUUCAUGCAAGACCACGAAGUGUCGGGGACUGUUUUGCCGAAUGUCACUUAUGAUGUGUCUGAUGAGCUUUCCUGUGUUAAAACUAUGAGCCGUCAGUGCUACAGUGAAGUCGAAAAGCGGCAUUUUCGACAGGGUGACGACAGCCUCCUCGUUGGAAUUUCACAGAACGCCACUUACGAAGUACCGAACGAUCUCCAGACAACAUCCCAUUCUGUUUUUCUCUGCAGUCAGUGCAAUACAGUGCUGGGGGAUUCUCUUAAUACGUGCGGAGACGACAAACGACUGAACGUGAUCAUCUGCCUCAAGGUUACCAAUGAUCUGGUGGUAGAAGAUGAGCUGCAGUUUGGACUGCAAGGAAAAGUCUCUGGAUGUGUCUAUAAACCCCUGCGGUGUGAAUGCUGCCAGUCCGUUGUCGGCAUGGUGCUGCACUCCACUGCCAGGGCUUUCACCUCUCUCAGGAACCUCUUUCUCCUGCACAAGGAGAACAUCAGCUGCUAUGUUUUGCAGUCUAGAAAUAUGGUUCCAGCUGCUGAGAUGAACUUUGAACUCAAAACUUCACAGAUGGCUAUUAAAGAGUUAAAGCGGGAGCUUGUGGAUUUCAACAACAGGCUAGAGUUAGUUGAACAAAGAUUAGGCCAUGGUCUUACACAAGAUGCCAACCGUACUGUGGAGAUAACCCGGAAAUAACCUCUCCUGAGCCAGCCCUGCUUCCACACGGGUACAGCUCUUUACCCAUCUGCUGUUCAGUUCCAUAGCCACACGUUCUUUUUGUUGCUGCCGUUGUUUUAAUAAGUCAUUCAAAAUAAUAGGUUUCCGCAAAAUACGUUGCUGUCAAACUGUACACAAAAAGGAAAGACCAAUGACAGUCCUAUAUCCCACUGGCACACAUUUGAAAAUAGAUUUCAAAGUUUAAAGCAUUAAACUUAUAAUUGAGUCAAAAAGCAUCCCCACCUCUACAAAUGUACCCAUUUCAGCGUGAGCGCUAUCAUUCUAAAUUGUAAUCUUCCUCUAAAUUUGUUUUGCUCAAAAGGGAGAACUUGGUCUAUUUAUUUUCAGUUACUGCUGUUUACCCAUCUGCUUUUCAGUUCCAUUAAGUGCUAUCUAGUUCCAUAACCAAAUGUUUUAUUGUUGCUGCUGUUUUAAUAAAAUGUAAUUCUA
Messenger RNA from Polyodon spathula (Mississippi paddlefish), 1403 nucleotides. RefSeq names its product protein Mis18-beta-like. The transcript has 5 exons. Gene Ontology annotation, biological process: CENP-A containing chromatin assembly; chromosome segregation. The record is from RefSeq and is a predicted model, not a curated record. The coding region runs from base 69 to 932 and encodes 287 amino acids. Lineage: Eukaryota; Metazoa; Chordata; Actinopteri; Acipenseriformes; Polyodontidae. Gene Ontology annotation, cellular component: nucleus; chromatin; chromosome, centromeric region.